Molecule: messenger RNA, 2067 nt
Organism: Salvia hispanica
Lineage: Eukaryota; Viridiplantae; Streptophyta; Magnoliopsida; Lamiales; Lamiaceae
Source: RefSeq, a predicted model, not a curated record
AGCUCAACAAAUUCCAAUCCCCAUUCAAAAUCUCAUUACUUUUUUAAAAAAACUUCUCCACAGAAUCGAAGAUGCCGAGAAAAGGAAUGCGAAGCUUGUGCUUUUCCCCGAAACACUCAUCCUCCUCCACAUUCUCUCCGCCCUCCUCUACUCCGUCGCGGCCGAGCUUCUACGACUCCGUGAUGGACCGGACGCUCGAGCUGGCCGAGCCGAUCAUCACGAAAUGGAGCCCCGACACCACCGCACUCGCCCGAGUCACCUCUCUCUUCUACGAGAACCGCCGCGAGGCCAAGGAAUUCAUCAAAACCGUCAACAAUCUGCAGAAGGCGAUGCACUUCCUCGCCGCGGAGAAUUCGAGCUCCGAGAAGCUGAUCCGCGCGCAGAAUCUGAUGCAGAUCGCGAUGAAGCGGCUGCAGAAGGAGUUCUACCAGAUUCUAUCGAUGAAUCGCGCUCAACUCGACCCCGAAUCGGUCUCGACUCGGUCAUCGCGAACCUCCGUUGCUUCGAGUUAUUCCUCCUAUGAUGACGAAGAUGAAGACGCUGAGGCGGCGGAUGAGUCGAUUUCGGAGGUGGAGGAUGCUUCCAUGGCGGCGAUGGCGGAUUUGAGAUUGAUUUCCGAAUGUAUGAUCUCGUCUGGCUACGCCAAGGAGUGCUUGAAGAUCUAUAAAAUUAUCCGGAAAUCGAUCGUCGAUGAAGGAAUCUACAAGCUCGGAGUGGAGAAAUUGAGCUCCUCACAGAUUCAUAAAAUGGAUUGGAAUGUUCUAGAUCUGAAAAUUAAGAGCUGGCUGAGCGCGAUUCGCACCGCCGUGGCGACGCUCUUCCACGGCGAGAGGAUCCUCUGCGAUCAGGUCUUCGCCGCCGCGGAUUCCAUCAGAGAAUCGUGCUUCACCGAAAUCACGAAGGAAGGCGCAAUGAUUCUGUUUCAAUUUCCGGAAAUCGUAGCGAAGCACAGCAAACAGUCGCCGGAGAAAAUCUUCCGAGCACUCGACAUGUACACCGGAAUCGCCAACCACUGGCCGGAAAUCGAAUCGAUCUUCUCCUCCGAAACGACCGCAAUCAUCAAAUCGCAGGCGCUUAACUCGCUCGUGAAACUCGGCGAGUUCACCCGCGCCGCGAUAAACGAAUUCGAGGCGGCGAUCCAGAAGGAUUCGUCGAAAACUCCGGUCGCCGGCGCCGGAACUCACUUCCUCACGAUCGAUGCGAUGGAUUACUUAUCGAAUCUAGCCGAUUACAGCAACGUCCUCGCCGACAUCCUCGCCGAUCCACCGGCGUCGGCGAAGAAAAAACUGCCGGAAACCUACUUCGGCUUCUCCGAUUCAGAGGAAUCGCCGGCGCCGGCGAUCUCUCUGAAAAUGGCGUGGCUGAUCCUCGUCCUUCUCUGCAAGCUCGACACCAAAGCGAAUCACUACAAAGACGUUUCGUUAGCGUAUUUAUUCCUCGCUAACAACCUUCAAUACGUCGUCGUAAAGGUGCAAACCUCCAAUCUGAAAUAUCUCCUCGGCGAAGAAUGGGUGACGAAGCACGAAGGAAUCGUGAAGCAGUUCGCGGCAAACUACGAGCGGCUGGGAUGGGGCCAUGUCAUCGACGCGCUCCCGGCGGAUCCGACGGCCGCGGUAGCUCCGGUGAAGGCUGCCGAGAUCUUUAGAAAUUUCAAUUCGGCGUUCGAUCAGGCGCACAAGAAACAGGCGCACUGCGUUGUAGACGAUCGGAAGUUACGCGACCAUAUUAAGGUUUCGAUUGCGAGCAAGAUUUUUAGAUUGUAUCGCGAGUUUUACAACGUGAACCGCGAGAAUUUGGCGGUUGUGGUCAGAUAUGCCCCUGAGGAUGUCGGACAUCGUCUUUCGGAUUUGUUUAUUUGUCACCUCGAGUCACCGUCUUCAGAUUCUCGGCGCCCAAGAUCUCGUUGAAUGAAGAUAGAUUAGAUUUUUAAGAGCAAUAUAAUCACAAUUAUUAGAAUAGGAAAAAUGGGGGACACAUUAUCCAUGACAAUAUGAGUAUAUAUAAUUGAUAAUUGUGUUGAUAAAUGAAGCUUCCAAGUGAUUUUCACUAGUGAAAUUAUUAUAUUCA